This is a messenger RNA of Capronia coronata CBS 617.96, 417 nucleotides long. RefSeq lists its product as uncharacterized. Lineage: Eukaryota; Fungi; Ascomycota; Eurotiomycetes; Chaetothyriales; Herpotrichiellaceae. The transcript has a single exon. The record is from RefSeq and is a predicted model, not a curated record. Bases 1 to 417 code for a protein of 138 amino acids.
AUGCCAUCACUUGCCAAACCCGAAAUCGAAUUCACGCCCGUCACAGACAGCAAGGGUGUGUUUUCGUCCAGCGUCACUUCCCACUCCAAUGCCGAUGGCACUUUCACCAACCAUCGGACUUACUUACUCUCCCAUGAUCCCACUACCGGCGACAAAACGAUUCUGAAGGAACACUCUCCUGGCAGCGUCUGGGGCGGAAACCCGGGCGACAACUUCGACAAAGACACCGUCUGCUCGCACGACUACUGGGAGGAAUGCUACAUUAUCGAGGGGCGUCUCUACGACGUGGGCAAGAAGCAGUGGUUUGCCGCCGGCAGUUAUUGCUGUAGGCCACCGGGGAUGUUGCACGGACCUUGUAUGGCGGAUGAAAAGGUCGGGUGUAGGGAGAUCUGUACAGCUAGAUAUGAGCAGAAGUAG